Molecule: messenger RNA, 1960 nt
Organism: Onychomys torridus (southern grasshopper mouse)
Lineage: Eukaryota; Metazoa; Chordata; Mammalia; Rodentia; Cricetidae
Gene: Gprc5a
Product: G protein-coupled receptor class C group 5 member A
Biological process (GO): G protein-coupled receptor signaling pathway; visual perception
Cellular component (GO): plasma membrane; extracellular exosome; intracellular membrane-bounded organelle
Molecular function (GO): sevenless binding; protein kinase activator activity; G protein-coupled receptor activity
Source: RefSeq, a predicted model, not a curated record
GCCAGGGGUCGCACGCUCUCCCCUCCCACGCGCGCGCGAGCUGCGAGUUCUCGGUUCACCCGCAGAGCCGCGGCGUCCAGGACCAGCAAGAAUGACUGCUCCUAAAGGUUGCCGCUCAGACCUGGAUUCUAGGUACUACAGACUUUGUGACCUGGCUGAAGGCUGGGGCAUCGCCCUGGAAACACUGGCCGCAGUGGGGGCUGUGGCCACAGUGGCCUUCAUGUUGACACUCUUGGUCCUCAUCUGCAAAGUACAGGACUCCAACAGGCGAAAGAUGCUCCCCACCCAGUUCCUCUUCCUUCUGGGAGUGCUAGGGGUCUUUGGCCUCACCUUCGCCUUCAUCAUCAAGCUGGACGGGGCCACAGGACCCACACGCUUCUUCCUGUUUGGUGUCCUCUUUGCCAUCUGCUUCUCUUGCCUCCUGGUCCAUGCUUUCAACUUGAUCAAGCUGGUCAGAGGGUGGAAGCCCCUGUCUUGGCUUGUGCUCCUGAGCCUGGCGGUGGGUUUCAGCCUGGUCCAGGAUGUUAUUGCCAUUGAAUACCUGGUUCUCACCAUGAAUAGGACCGAUGUCAAUGUCUUUUCCGAGCUGCCUGCCCCUCGGCGCAAUGAGGACUUCGUCAUGCUGCUCAUCUACGUGCUCUUCUUGAUGGUGCUGACCUUUCUCACAUCCUUCUUCAUUUUCUGUGGAUCCUUCUCUGGCUGGAAGAGGCACGGGGUCCACAUAUGCUUCACCUCAUUCCUCUCCAUUGUCAUCUGGGUGGCCUGGAUCGUCCUGCUCCUGAUUCCUGAUAUCGGCCCUGAGUGGGACGACACCAUUCUCAGCACGGCCUUGGUUGCCAAUGGCUGGGUUUUCCUUGCAUUUUAUGUCUUCCCUGAGUUUCUACGGCUCCCAAGGCAACGAAGUCCCACAGAUUACCCAGUUGAAGAUGCUUUCUGUCAACCUCAGCUCAUGAAGCAGAGCUAUGGUGUAGAGAACAGAGCCUACUCCCAAGAAGAAAUCACCCAAGGUCUUGAGGAGACAGGGGACACGCUCUAUGCACCUUAUUCCACUCAUUUUCAGCUGCAGAAUCGGAGUCCUCAAAAGGAUUUCUCUAUCCCGAGGGCGCAGGCCCCGGCCAGUCCGUACAAUGACUAUGAAGGUCGGAAAGGGGACAGCUAACUCUCUGGAGAAGAAUGGGACAACCAGAAUCGGGCGGCAGGUCCAGCCAGGAGUCCUGCAGAUGUGAACCGUAUCCUAGGGGAACUGUACAUGAGAGACUUGCUCCCGGCACACUGCUGUCCUUCUGUCUGGGGCCGCUCUCUGCACCUAACAGACUGCUUCUUCGCAGUGUUCCAGUUUUUCUUUGUCCCAUUCUUAGGGUACUUCUUGGAGGUGGGAGUCUUGGGCAACUCAGGGCGGGACUCUUACCUCUCCCCUGAGUGUUAGGAAACAUCUGCUCAUCUGAGUCCCCACUGACUUGUUCAUCUUCGGAAGCCAGUUCAUCUAACCCAGGGUGGGUCCCGUGAAGAUCACUUCGUGGAGAGCAGAACUGCAUUUUGCACAAACCCAGAAAGGCGUGGGUCUCCACCCUGUCCAUAUCAGUCUGCACUGGAUGCUGACCUGGCUCCACCCUCCUAGGUCUUCCUGCCUGGGUAGGAGAGGCUAAAGGUCACCGAGUGUCUACUGUCAGUACACUGCCCCACGAUGGCCUCAGCAGUGUGGACACUGAUUUACAAGGGUGUCCUUCUCAUAUCACCUCCAAACUUGCUGCCAACACCAGACCUCCUGUGCUUUCCAGGAGCUCUUCUGGACAUUACUGGAGGAGGCGAAGCCUGUUUCUCCCUUCAGGAGAAUUUCAGCUUUGUUCUUGCCAUACAUUCCUGACACACUCCUCCCCCCUCCCCUUUGCUCCCCAGCCUCUGUAAUAGAUCUGUCCUGCAUUCACCUCAAACACUGUAAACGGGCAGGGUCUACUCUUGG